AUGCGCAUCCUGCUUACUCUGGCAGCAAAGAAUAACUGGCCCGUCUACAACUUUGAUUUCGUGGCGGCUUACCUGAAUGCGCCCAUCGAUGAAGAAGUAUGGGUACAGGCUCCUGAAGGGCUAGACGUCGAAGCAGGGGAAGCGUGCCUUCUGAAGAAGGCACUUUACGGGAUGAAAAAAGCUGCUCGAUGCUGCAACAAGGUCAACCGUUCAAUAAUUUGGGUUCACGUUGACAAUGGUAUUGUCACCGGCUCCUCUGAUGAGGCACUCAAACUACUUGAAACACAAUUAAAAGGAAGUUUGGAAAUCAAGUGGGAAGAAGGUCUUUCAAGCAUGGUGGGAGUCAAGAUUACGCGUACGGAAGAUGGUUUUGAACUACGACAACCUUGUCUGAUCUCGAAAAUCCUGAAUGAACAAUGGGAUGGUGUCUCUCUUGCAUCAUCUCCGCUCCCGGAAGGGUAUUCUGCUAACUCUGACGACAAAGAGCCGGGAGUGAACAGUACGGAUUACUUAUCUGCUAUUGGCAGUCUCAGCUAUGUUGCUGUUGGAACUAGACCCAAUAUCACGUACAGUGUGAACUAUCUUGCACGUUUCUCAGCCCGACCCUCAACGAUCCACUGGAAAGGCCUACGCCAUCUGAUCAACUACCUAGCAAAAUCAAGGGACAUGCCACUGAAGAUCCAACCGUCUAAGAUUUGCCAUUCACCGGUGGAUUGCUACGUCAAUGCAAACUGGGGAGGUCCCAACUCCAGAUCAUCAUACGGUGUACUCAUUCGACUGUACGGUGCGCCCAUCAUGUGGGUGUCACGCAGACUGGUUACAGUGGCAAGCUCGACGUGCCAGGCGGAGUACAUGGCACUUGGACACGCCACUAGACACACACUGUGGAUCAGGAACUUACUGGCGGACAUUAUUGGAGCGGAUUGUGUUGUGAAAAUCCUCUGUGACAAUCAGUCAGCUGUGAAGAUUGGUUGUGAGGACGCUUCCAACAAGAGGGCACAACACGUAGAACAAGACUUUUAUGUUACAAACCAAGCUCUCUUUCAACAAAAAACCUCUCUGAAGUGGAUCCCUGGGAAAGAACAACUGGCCGACAUCCUGACAAAAGCUUUGGGAAAAUCAGCACACAAACAUCUUGCAGCGGUAGUUCAAGGUCAUGCGGGUUAA
Molecule: messenger RNA, 1167 nt
Organism: Puccinia triticina
Lineage: Eukaryota; Fungi; Basidiomycota; Pucciniomycetes; Pucciniales; Pucciniaceae
Exons: 2
Coding region: 1-1167 (388 amino acids)
Source: RefSeq, a predicted model, not a curated record